Molecule: messenger RNA, 2039 nt
Organism: Drosophila teissieri
Lineage: Eukaryota; Metazoa; Arthropoda; Insecta; Diptera; Drosophilidae
Gene: Snx1
Product: sorting nexin-2
Exons: 5
Coding region: 150-1526 (458 amino acids)
Biological process (GO): early endosome to Golgi transport
Cellular component (GO): endosome; endosome membrane
Molecular function (GO): phosphatidylinositol binding
Source: RefSeq, a predicted model, not a curated record
GUAAAUACUGAAAGCUUUCAGUCAGCUUUUCCGCAUCUAAUUGAUCCAGCGGUCUGGUCACACUGCUGGGCGACCGAAACGAAACGAGUAAAAAAAUUCCGAUAAUUACAAUUAAUUUAAAAUAAAAUCGCAGAGUAAUACCAGCAAAUAUGGAGGUGGAAAGCCCGGAACACACGCGCGACUUCGCCGAGGUGGACAUCAACAACGGUGCGGCAACGGGAUCAGAAGACGAAGAGGAGGAGGUGCCAGCGCCGGGCAGCGUAACUCUGGAUCGGAACGAGAGUGAUCUUUUCGUGUCGGCCUUGAGUCCCAGCAGCAUCGGGGAUAUACACCCGCUGCAGGAGGUGCUCACCGACGAUGGCGACUACUUCAUCAGCAUCGUGGUCUCGGAUCCGCAGAAAAUCGGCGAUGGCAUGGGCUCCUAUUUGGCCUACAAGGUAACGACCAAAACGAACAUUCCCAAAUUCAAGCGCAGCGAGUUCAGCACCCUGCGGCGCUUCAGCGAUUUCCUGGGCAUCCAUGAUCUGCUGGUGGGCAAGUACAUGCGGCUGGGCCGCAUCAUACCGCCGGCGCCCUCCAAAAACAUCAUAGGCAGCACCAAGGUGAAGAUUAGCCCGCAGCAGAGCGAGCCGGGCACGCCCAUGACCCAGGAGUGGGUGGAGAUCCGCCGGGCGGCUCUGGAGCGAUUCGUACACCGUACCGCCCAGCAUCCGGUGCUGCGCGUGGAUCUGGACUUUAUGAACUUUCUGGAGAGCGACCAGGAGUUGCCGCGUUCUGUGAAUACCUCUGCCCUCAGUGGAGCCGGCGUGAUCCGCCUGUUUAACAAAGUGGGCGAGACUGUGAACAAGAUUACCUACAAAAUGGACGAGAACGACCCGUGGUUCGACGACAAGAUCACCGAAGUGGAGAGCUUGGACGCCAAUCUGCAGAAGCUGCACAAUGCCAUGAAAUCGCUGGUCACGUCGCGUCGUGAGCUGUCGCUGCUCACUGGUUUGGUGGCCAAGUCGGCGGCCAUGUUGAGCACUUGCGAGGAGCACACUGGACUCUCCAGGGCACUGUCCAACCUGGCGGAUGUGGAGGAGAAGAUAGAGCUACUGCGCUCCGAGCAGGCCAACUCGGACUUCUUCAUUCUGGCCGAGUUUAUCAAGGACUACUUGGGCCUGUUCGGGGCCAUCAAGUGCAUUUUCCAUGAGCGCGUCAAGGCAUUCCAGAACUGGCAGUACGCACAAAUGCAGUUGUCCAAGAGGCGGGAGAACCGUGGACGCUUCGAGCUCGCCAACAGGGCGGAUAAGCUGGACCAGGCCCAGCAGGAAGUGGACGAGUGGCAGGGCAAGGUGCAGCGCUGUCAGCAGCAGUUCGACGACAUUUCGGCGGAAAUUAAGCGUGAGAUGGAGCGUUUCGAAUUGACCAGAGUUAAAGACUUUAAAGUAAACAUUAUCAAGUAUAUAGAAGACCAAAUGGCGCAUCAGCAACAGAUCGUCAGCUAUUGGGAGGCCUUUGCUCCGUUUGCCCGCGAAAUUGUUUAACUUUUAUUCCGAUUAUCGAUGCAUUUCCAGAAACUUUUUACAUAACCAACAGCUGUGCGCGCUAUGAACUUAUUCUGCGGGACCAAAUUCGAUCUUAAUCUUGCGAUUUGGAGCUACAAUUUCGCCUUCAGCACUUAUCUUGCAAUUUGCCGCCAAAGCUCGUAUUUUUUGGGAAACUGCUUUCGAUUUCUCUCAAGCAUAGAAAGGUUCAACCUUCACGGUGCAUUCACAAAUCCUCUAUCUCUUUAUUAGAACACAGUAAUUAUUAUCAAAGCUGAAAGUUUGCUGCAGAGCCAAGACUCUGCGUAUUCUCAUUCAAAACAUGUAUUCGGUAUUAUCUAAAAACAGCCAUGGAUCUAUAGUUAGUUAGUUGAAAGUGAAGAAGACUCAUUGGCGAUUUCCAAAUUGAAGUUUAUACCAUUAUUAUUGGGAAAUGGGUUUCCCUGUUUACUGUUGGUAUACUUAUGUAUUUAUAUAUAUAUAUUCCAAUUAAACAUUUUGUAUCAUGACAAA